AGUCCCUCAUGACCCCACUGGUCCCCGGCAGGGGGGGGGAUGAGCAGACGGCCGGAGCGGUCCGCCCGCGACCCGCGCCGCAUCCUCGGGCGCCGCCGCCAAAGAGCGGUGAGACCUCAGCCGAGCAGCCUGGCGUGUGAUGGUUAGUCGGCGGCGCGCAGCAAGAGGGCAGAAGGAGGACGAUCGAGGAUCAAGACGUCCAUUGAUCUCUGGUGCGGGAACGUCACGCCUUCCAUAGCAAAACCACCAAAAAACAAGAAGCCCAGGGCACCCUGGAGGCAAGCAGGGUGCUCCUUGGCAUGGGUCGCCUCUGUACCUGAUGUGCCGGCCACGCUUCUCUCCAGAAUGCGUGCAGACGGCACUGCACUCGGGGGCGGGCGGCCGCUCCCGAGAAGCCCCCCCCGCGCCGCCGUCGAGGGCCGCCCCCUCUCGCCCGAGCCGAUGCAACGCGCCGCCAACCGGAGAGACGACGCGCGGGAAGGAGGGGGGAGACGCCCAGACCUCCCUCGUCGCGACGUGCAUGCUUUGCUCUGGCUCGCAGAGGCACGGCACACGGUGGGGAGACGUCACGCUGGGUCGGAAGCUCCGGGGCCCACGUCGUGAGAAAGGCGCGUCGUCGAGGGUCUGGGCUGGAUGGCCGACCAGGGAGACUGCUUCGCAGUGCAGCACGGGCGGCGGAGGAGGAGGAGAAGCCUCGGCGGUUGGACACUUUUUGGCAGCACCCGGGAGGACAGGCAUGAGAGAAAAAACGGCGCCUCACAGAGGGGCGCAGGCCCGACACAGCUCGAGAGGGCACCGUACGACCCGGCCGCGGCAAGGCAGAUGUGAUGUCCGCUGCCAACGCUUGAGGAGAAGGGCUGGCAGGACGAGGUGGAACUCCACUUGUGCAAGCUCGACCCCUACCGCUGCGCAAGCUGAUGCCCCGUUGUGCCACGUGUCGUAACAUAAGAUACCAGCUUCACGUGUGGAAGCUUCCCCGUCGCUGCGCUAAUCGGCAAGAGGGGAGGAGGGGGAGGAGGCAGAGAGAGAGAGAGAAGAAGAGGAUGGAGAGGCGGAGAUGAGACGCGACCACAGUGCUCUACUCAAAACGAGAGCCCAACACAAGAGGGUUGGGAAUCAUAUUCCAAUUGAGUUCGCCACAUAGACUCUGUUGGCACCCAUAAUGACGACUUCGAAUGCAGUGAGGGCACAGCCAGACCGAAUUGUGCUGUGAAAGGCCAUUCAAAAGGCGCAUGGUCUCACGGCUUGUGCGGCGGGAUGCACAGGCCAAUCGAAAUGAAUUUCACAAGACAUAACCGAAGAGGCGCGCAGCGAAAAAAUGCGCCAGAGCGCCACGCCGCGACAAUGAUCAGGAUUGGUCAAGGGCUCAGGGGCUCCGUUCGGUCAGGCAUUUGCUUUGCGACCUCUCGCUCGGGGGUCGGGGAGCAAUAAGGCCCUCUCACCCCUCAUCGUCCCCCACC
This is a messenger RNA of Prorocentrum cordatum, 1460 nucleotides long. The record is from the annotation of a GenBank genome assembly. Lineage: Eukaryota; Dinophyceae; Prorocentrales; Prorocentraceae.